UAACGGCAAGAAGAAAAUUAAGCGCGUGGUUUGGACCUGACGUAGAAGGCCACUACCAAUAAUUCUUCUAUAAAUUUCGAUUCCUUCCACCACCUCUGCUUCAUACUAACGCCAAUCAAUAUCCUCUUCUUCCUCUUCCCUCAGAUUUUUUUCUCUCUUCCCAAAGCAAAACAAAAGCCAUGUCUCAGACUGUUGUGCUCAAGGUUGGCAUGUCAUGCCAAGGAUGUGUUGGAGCCGUGAAGAGAGUUCUGGGGAAAAUGGAAGGUGUGGAAUCAUAUGAAGUAGAUUUGGAGCAACAGAAAGUGACUGUGAAGGGCAACGUCCAGCCUGAUGCUGUGCUGCAGACCGUGUCAAAGACCGGAAAGAAGACUGCCUUUUGGGAAGCAGAAGCUUUGGCUGAAACCGAGGCGAAGCCAGCCGAAACCGAGGUGCAGCCAGCCGAAACCGAGGCGAAUCCAGCUGAAACCAAGGUGAAGCCAGCCGAAACUGAGGCGAAACCAACAGAACCCGAGGCCAAGCCCACGGAAGCUGUUGCUGCAGCUUAAUCUGUUCCCCAGUUUGAUUCAUUGAAUGGUAAACUUAAUGCAGUUUACAUGGAUUGUAGAGUAUGUAUACUUCCCUUUAACAUGGAAGCUAAAAUAAGGUGUGGGGUGCAUGUCACUGUGCUUUCUAGGCUAAAACAUACUGGAUUGGCUUGUUUAUUGUAUCAGCAUGAAAUGAACAUUUCCGCUUGAUUUUCUUUUUA
Gossypium raimondii (Peruvian cotton) is the source of this 745-nucleotide messenger RNA. Its product is annotated as copper transport protein ATX1. The record is from RefSeq and is a predicted model, not a curated record. Lineage: Eukaryota; Viridiplantae; Streptophyta; Magnoliopsida; Malvales; Malvaceae. Gene Ontology annotation, molecular function: metal ion binding. Bases 180 to 545 code for a protein of 121 amino acids. The transcript has 3 exons.